Molecule: messenger RNA, 2200 nt
Organism: Oncorhynchus mykiss (rainbow trout)
Lineage: Eukaryota; Metazoa; Chordata; Actinopteri; Salmoniformes; Salmonidae
Source: RefSeq, a predicted model, not a curated record
AUGAGAACUGGUUCUGAUAUGGACUGUGAAAAAAGGCCUGGGUCCUGUAAGGAGAUGAAGCUACCUAGCAGGGUAGGGAAGGCCCCAUCCCCAUCUGACUUUCUGGAUAAACUCAUGGGAAGGACAUCUGGAUAUGACGCCCGCAUUAGACCCAACUUCAAAGGUCCUCCUGUGAAUGUCACCAUCAACCUGUUCAUCAACAGCUUUGGGUCCAUCACAGAAACCACUAUGGACUAUCGGCUUAAUGUGUUUCUACGGCAACAAUGGAAUGACCCACGACUGGCCUAUAAAGAGUACCCUGAUGACUCUCUGGACCUGGAUCCUUCCAUGUUGGACUCCAUCUGGAAACCUGACCUUUUCUUUGCCAAUGAAAAAGGGGCAAACUUUCACGAAGUCACCACAGACAACAAACUGCUGCGGAUAUUCCAAAAUGGGAAUGUCCUCUACAGUAUCAGGUUAACUCUGAUCCUGUCCUGCCCUAUGGAUCUGAUGAACUUCCCUAUGGACAUUCAGACAUGCUCUAUGCAGCUGGAAAGCUUUGGCUACACCAUGAAUGACCUGUGUUUCCAGUGGCUGGACAUUGGCCCUGUGCAGGUGGCUGAUGACCUGAUGCUUCCUCAGUUUGUGUUAAAGGAGGAGAAAGACUUGGGCUACUGCACCAAACACUACAACACAGGUAAAUUCGCCUGCAUCGAGGUAAAGUUCCACCUGGAGAGACAGAUGGGUUACUACCUGAUCCAGAUGUACAUCCCCAGCCUGCUAACCGUCAUCCUCUCCUGGGUCUCCUUCUGGAUCAACAUGGAUGCAGCCCCAGCUAGAGUGGGCCUUGGUAUCACCACAGUGCUCACCAUGACAACACAAAGCUCUGGGUCCAGGGCAUCCUUGCCUAAGGUGUCUUAUGUGAAGGCCAUUGAUAUCUGGAUGGCUGUGUGUCUUCUUUUUGUGUUUGCUGCACUGCUGGAGUAUGCAGCAGUAAACUUUGUCUCACGACAGCACAAAGAGUUCUUCAGACUGAGGAAAAAGAUCAAAGAACAACAGCGGCAGAGAACUGUGAGUAUGAGACCCUGUGCAGCCCACUCCCUCAGGCUGCUGUCACCUGCUAUUCCCUCUAUGCCCUGUUAUGCAGCACAGGGAAGUGGAACUGGUGAGAGCAGCAAAGUGAAAGGUAACAACGUGCCAGGCAACAACACCUGCCAGGGGACCUUGUCUGGCCCUCAGCAGUGCAGUGUCUGUGCCAGGGAGCAGGAACUGGCAGAGCAGAGUCAGGCCUAUUUUCUCCAUAGUUAUGGAGCAGCAGAAGAUGCACCACCAGAGAUGGACGCCCCAAUCUUUCAGGCCUUACCUCCUGGGUUUCCACUGUAUGACAUCCGCAGGCGGUUUGUAGAUCGGGCAAAAAGGAUUGACACUAUAUCCAGGGCUGUGUUCCCUCUGACUUUCCUUUGCUUCAAUGUUUUCUAUUGGCUCACGUACAAAGUGCUACGGAAUGAAGCCAUCCAAGCUACUCUGUGACAAACCAACAUCUGUGGACUGAAUUAUAGCACUAGAAUCUAGUCUUCCACAGAACACUUUGAGACGGUGUUAGAGAUCCAUCAGCUGUGCCAAUGGAUAAAUAACUGACUGCAUGUCCAGUUCCAUUCAUUUUUUUAUAAAAGUAAGCAAACUUGAUGUCUCUUCGAAGUGUCAUCCUUAAGUUUUUUUUACAAUUCCAAUGGAACACACUAAUGGCAUAUAAGCCUUCUUGCACUAUGGAUACUUUCAAUGUCACCCCCAUGGAGGGCACAAGUCCUGAUAUUGAAGCAGGACUGCAUGGAAAAAUAUAUAUUUUUUAGUAUUUCAGAAUUGUAUUUAUUUUGUACUCUUGUGGUUUGCCACAUUACCGUAUUGGCAAAUCAUAAACCCCUACAAAUAUAUUGAUUUCAACAUAUGGUACACUUUAUGUAAUUGUACAUUAUUGGUACAGAAGUGAAUGCUGGACAUAUUGAAUUGUCUAGUUAGGCAAUGUCCUUGAUUAUCAUACUGUGUCAAGUAUUGACUUUGUCAUCCUCAAUUAAACAAAUCAAAAAGCCAAAUUAAUGAUUAGUGUGAAAAUGAAUGACUGCUGUUGUCACUGUCUCAGUGAUGCUCCUAAACUUGUGUCCAUUCUGAAAGAAAACAUACAUAAGAGGGGGAACGGAAGUUCAGGAUACAGCGUACACCUUUA